Vespula pensylvanica (western yellowjacket) is the source of this 1734-nucleotide messenger RNA. RefSeq names its product helicase SWR1-like (gene ImpE3). The coding region runs from base 96 to 1199 and encodes 367 amino acids. NCBI's taxonomy places the organism in Eukaryota, Metazoa, Arthropoda, Insecta, Hymenoptera, Vespidae. The record is from RefSeq and is a predicted model, not a curated record. The transcript is spliced from 4 exons.
CAAAUAAAAGAAAGAAAGAAAAAAAAAACAAAGAUAGGAAGGAAAAAAAUAAUAAGAAAAAAAGAAAAGAUCGAGAGAACAUAAUCCACCGAAAGAUGAGGCUAAUCCACCGUUUGCUAGUUCUACUCUUUCUACGAGAGGCAUUCGCUGCGGUAGCUAGGAAACCACCAACUUUUUCAAAGCCAGUCUAUUCGAAUGCCUAUCUUCCGGCAGCUAUGCAGGUUAUUUUCCAUGCGGUUGAACAACUAAAAGCUAUUCAAACAGAGGAAACAACUCAUGCUACGAGUAUUUCCUCUUCUAUUAUUGAAACGAAUCAAGGAACAACGUUGUCCAUGAUCGAGGAUAAUUUUAAGGAAACGGAAAUAAUGGAAAUGGCUGAAACUGUUACGGAAAUGAUUAAAAACGACAAAAUAUUAACUAACGUCGAAUACGUUUCAACUUUGACAAGUAUAAUAAAUGAUCGACAUCAAGAAUUGCCUGAAAUUCACGAGGAAACGCCGGAAAUGAAUUAUGCAACUCCGGAAACGAAUUACGAAAGACCUGAAACGGUAGAACAGGUUAAAGAAAUGAAUCAAGAGCUUCCAGAAAUAAAUGAAGAGAAAUCAAACGUCGAUACCAAAGAUGUUCCUCCGAUAACGCGAGGAACACUUUCGAAAGAUACCAAAAUAAAAGACGAACCGAGCAUCGAUAGCAUAGUCGAAGGGAUUUAUGAAAUAUUAAAACCGACGUCGACCGAUAUCUACGAUGAUAUAAACGAUGAUAACAAUGAUAAUUAUAAAAUGGAGAAGAUCGAAGAAGAGGAUGAUGAGAACAGGUUCACAAUGCUAGGCGAAAAAGUGACACAAGUACCAAGGCCGAGUCUGAGCAACUACUUAAAGCGUGUCAAAGCAGAGCCUAGGGCAUCUUUGGUGCAACUAGCUUCGCUCUACGAUGCCCUUGGGAAGGAUGCUAGGAAGCAGGGUUAUGGUAAGUACUUUGGAUAUUCUGACGAAGUCCUGCAGGUGCUCGAUACAUCGGCCGAAGGUGGUAUAGGACCGCAAUUGAAGAAGUUAUUGGACAAGGUCCUUGAAAGGAACGAACUCACCAGGGAAGAUGCCAAGAACAGGACAAAACUCGUAAUACGAGAUCUCGAAGAACCUGCCAGUUUACUUAGCAACGAUCUUAGAAAUCUGUUGCCUCUUCGGUUCUCCUUUUUUUAAACUGCUCUAUUUCUUCUUCUUCUCCUUCUUCUUCUUUUUUUUUUCCUAAGGAAGAAGAAGAAUAAAAAGUUAAUUAAACGGUCGGAUAUUAAUUAAUAGACGACGAUCGUUAAAAGCUGUUCAUCGGCGGAACGAUGGGAGUUAAUUAUUCGAAAUGAAACUUCAAUUCUCUUCGAUUAAAAAUAAAAUUUUUUUAAAGUCGAUAGUUAAAUCAUUCGAUUCUCGCGAUCGGUUCAAUUAAGAGAGAAAGAGAGAGAGAGAGAGAGAGAAGGAAAAAUUUAAUAUAUAGCUCAAUUUUCUAUAUUUUACGAUUCAUUAAUUUAGAGUAUCCAUCCUUCACCACCAUCAUCGUUACCCCUUACUACUUUUCCUUCUCCUCCUCUUCACUCUCACCAACCAUUUUAUUUUUAAUCAAAAUAUAUUCUCAUAAAUUCACUUUCAUCGAUCAUCGAAAAUACUUCUACCCUGUUCCAUGCGUGCGGUUAACAGAUCAAAAUUUAAUAAAUUUAUCAAAUAGUAAGAUUAAAGAGAAAAA